Messenger RNA from Rosa rugosa (rugosa rose), 699 nucleotides. Its product is annotated as probable glutathione S-transferase. The coding region runs from base 15 to 686 and encodes 223 amino acids. Gene Ontology annotation, cellular component: cytoplasm. NCBI's taxonomy places the organism in Eukaryota, Viridiplantae, Streptophyta, Magnoliopsida, Rosales, Rosaceae. Gene Ontology annotation, molecular function: glutathione transferase activity. The record is from RefSeq and is a predicted model, not a curated record. The transcript has 2 exons. Gene Ontology annotation, biological process: glutathione metabolic process.
UUCUUUACACAGAAAUGGAAGAAGUGAAGCUACUAGGAACAUGGCCUAGUCCCUUUUGUUACAGGGUCAUAUGGGCUCUGAAACUGAAGGGUGUGAAGUAUGAAGAUGUGGAAGAGGACCUUGUCAACAAGAGUGAUCGUCUUUUACAGUACAACCCAGUUCAUAAGAAGGUACCGGUGCUCGUUCAUGGUGGAAAACCGAUCUUAGAGUCUACUACUGUUAUUCUUGAAUACAUUGAGGAGGUGUGGCCACAGAAUCCCUUGCUUUCUGAUGACCCUUAUGAGAGGGCCACGGCUCGGUUUUGGACUAAAUUUGGAGCGGACAAGAGCCCCAUUUUUAUUAAAUUUUUUCAUACAGUUGGGGAAGAGCAUGAGAGGGCAAGAAAAGAGGGACAAGAAGUGCUGAAAAUAAUGGAAGAACAAGGGCUUGGAGAAAAGAAAUUUUUUGGAGGGGACAAAGUUGGACUGGCAGACUUGGCAUUUGGAUGGAUAGCUGGUUGGCUUCAAGCGAUGGAAGAAGCAGCUGGUGUGAAGCUUUUAGAAGCCAACAUGUUUCCUCGCUUGGAGGAUUGGAUCAAGAAUUUCAGAGAAGUCACUGUGAUCAAGGACAACCUUCCAGGUCAUGAAGAAUUGUUGGACUAUUUCAGGCGCCUAAGAGAGAGGCUUGCUCUAUUAUCAACGUCGUAGCUAGGCACUGGUU